UCAAACAUCGGAUCUGCGCCGGGAACGGGUGACAAAGGAUUACAGGGAAAGGGCGGCUGAAUAUUUUCAAAUAAAGUCAAUAUUGGCGGACAAAUCGUUUUUCAUCUAGCACAAAAUAGAAUGGCUGCAUCCUGCAGCAGCUUUGCAGAGAGGCCUGUGUUUCAGAUCUGACCCGGGAAUGGCUGGCGGAAUGGAGAAUCGCUCCAGGAAAAGGCAAGUUCUGUCUUUCUUUCUAUGUCUGUGUGUGUCCCUGGUGGCGUGUGAGACGAUCCGCUAUUCUGUGCCCGAAGAGAAGAAAAGCGGGUCCCUAGUUGCUAAUAUCGCAAAGGAUUUGAAACUGCAUGUAGGGAAAUUGUCUGGUCGCAGUGCUCGGCUGAUUUCUAAAAGCAGCGAGCAAUAUUUUGAGCUGAACACACGCUCCGGGGAUGUGAUAAUAAAGGAGAAAAUAGACCGCGAGGAUCUGUGCGGACAGAGCGAUCCGUGUUUGCUGCAAUUCGAAAUUGUGUUGGAAAAUCCACUGCAGCUGUACAGAAUAGAGGUGCAGAUAGAUGAUGUGAAUGACAAUUCCCCUAAAUUCUCUAAAAAUGAAUUCCCUUUGGAGCUGCCUGAACAGCUCCCCGUAAAUAGCCGCUUCCCCUUGGAAAGGGCCCAAGAUUCAGACAUAGGAACAAACGGCAUCCAGAGUUACGCAAUCAGCUCCAAUGAGCACUUCAGCCUGGAUGUGCAUUCCCGGGGGGACGGCAGUAAAUACGCGGAGUUGGUGCUAGAGAAACAAUUAGAUCGAGAGGAACAGGCGCAGUUGAUGCUGAUUCUCACAGCCGCCGAUGGGGGCCUUCCACAGAGAACCGGCACAGCCCGAAUACGCGUUAAUGUGCUGGACAGCAACGAUAACUUCCCGCAGUUUAGUCAGUCGGUGUACAAGGUGCAGUUAAUGGAAAAUAGUCCUAAAGGUACUUUGGUCACUAAGGUUGAAGCCAGUGAUUUGGAUCAAGGUUCAAAUGCAGAAAUCACCUAUUCGUUCAGGCAGGUGCCUGACAAAGUCCUCAAGUUAUUUCAGCUAAAUCCGUUCACUGGCGAAAUCACGGUUUUGGGGAUAAUUGAUUUCGAAGACGCAGCAAUGUAUGAAAUAGAAAUUCAGGCCACGGAUGGCGGGGGUCUAUACGCGCACUGCAAAGUCCUGGUACAGAUCAAGGACAUGAAUGACAACGCUCCGGAAGUGACGCUAACAUCCCUCACCAGCACCAUACCCGAGGACUCGUCCCCUGAGACAGUGGUGGCCCUGUUCAGUGUGAGAGACCGAGACUCCGGGGACAAUGGCAGAACGCUCUGCUCCAUUCAGGACAAUGUCCCAUUUGCUUUAAAAUCGACUCUGAAGGAUUAUUACGAGCUUGUUACACAAAAGCCCCUGGACCGAGAGAAAGUGCCUGAGUAUAUCAUAACCAUCACAGCCACAGACCGGGGCACUCCGAGGCUCACCUCAGUGAGGAUCAUCCGAGUUCAGCUCUCGGAUAUUAAUGACAACCCCCCUGUGUUUAAUGAAAGUUCAUACGUCAUGUACCUGAAGGAGAACAACCCCCCGGGCCUGUUGAUUGGAACUGUCCGUGCUGCUGACCUAGACACAGAGCAGAAUGCCAAAGUGACGUAUUCGGCAUCGCCUGGCAACAUCGGUGACUUCCCCUUCUCCUCCUCCAUCUCCAUAAACUCCGAGAACGGGAACGUGUUCGCGCUGCAGUCUCUGGAUUAUGAGCAAACGAGGGAUUUCCAGGUUACAGUGAGAGCUGCAGAUGGCGGGUCCCCGCCACUGAGCUCUGAAGUCAUUGUCCGAGUUGUGAUAAUUGACGAAAAUGACAACGCCCCCUUCAUUUUAUACCCUCUGCAGAACAGCAGCGCCCCCGCUAAUGACCUGGUUCCCAGAUCGGCGGAGGCGGGUUACCUGGUGACGAAGGUGGUGGCUGUGGAUGGAGACUCCGGUCAGAAUUCUUGGCUUUCCUACCAGCUGCUCAAGGCCACAGACCCAAGUCUCUUCACUGUGGGACUCCAAACCGGGGAAGUAAAAACCAGCAGGCCUAUAACGAGCCCGGACUCUGUGAAACAGAAACUUAUCGUCCUGGUUAGAGACAACGGAGAGCCGCCCAGAUCCACCACCUCGACGCUUAAUGUGCUUCUGGUGGAUGGGUUUUCAGACGCCUACAUGCAGUUACUGGAUGUACCACAAGAGGAGGAGCAGCAGGACACGUUAACCCUGUAUCUAGUCAUUUCCUUGUCUUUCAUUUCAUUCCUUUUUCUGGUUUCUGUGGUAACAAUUGUCACCAUCCGGCUGUACAAGACAAGGCAGUGCCGAGAGCAGUAUGUUCCAUCGUCCAGGAACUUUUAUUGUGAUCCCAACUUCCCCACAAAUCCUGCGGAGACGAGCGGCACUGGGACUCUGCCUCAAUCUUAUUGUUAUGAGGUUUGCUUGACAACUGGGUCUGGUACCAGCGAAUUUAAGUUUCUCAGGCCUCUGGUACCUUCUUUACCCGUUGAUCCCAUCGCUGCAGGAGGGUCCAUACUUGACUGUCAGAUUAACUCUUCGCUAAAAGGGGAGAAAGAAUCGGUGAGAGAGCACACUAUAGGAAUGGCUGCAGCAGCAUUGCAGAGAGGCCUGUGUUUCAGAUCUGACCCGGGAAUGGCUGGCGGAAUGGAGAAUCGCUCCAGGAAAAGGGCAGAGCUUCUGUUUCUGAAGACUCCAUACCCAGAUCUUCAGGCGAAGGCUGUAUUGUUAACAAGGUGAUAGGGAUAAAUGAGAACUGUGGUCAAAACGGUUGGCUUUCCUACCAAUAGAUGAGAACAACCAACUCUGUUCUGUUCAACUAUCAGACACCAUAAAGGAGAAAUGAGAAUCAAGAGGCUUAUCGCCCUCCAAGAAACUUUCAAGAAGGUACAGGCCUUUUCUGUAAGAGAUCAAGAAUAUGUAUUUCUACAUUAUGUAAUUCUUUAUUCCUGGUUUUUCACCUAGAUCUUUGUGUUUGUGGUAUGGCUAUUGAAGAAGAGCAGGAGCUCCUAUAGCAUGCUUUCUUUGUAGAUUCCACCUAGCCCUUAGUGUAUUAUUAUUAGAGCUUAACAACUUCUAUUUUAUCUAGAUAUAAAGGAAACAUAAUAAGUCAAACCUAAGUUUUAACAGUAGUUUAUCAUAAACCACCUUCCCUAUGAUUCUUCCUUAUGGAGAUGAUUAUGUAAUAGUGUGUUGAUUUUCUGAAACCUCUUUUCAAUGUACAAGUUUAAUGUUCAAUGAAAAUUAAGACUAAAUUUCAUUUACAAAGUAAUUAUGUAUUAACAAAUAGAAGCUGGUUAAAUUAAAGCUGCUUGGCUGCAAUGUACAUUGCAUAUUUGGUCGAGAGGUUGAGCUUUGUGUAUAUUGUAAAAUAUGUUUUUUCAAAAUUGUAGUCUUUUUUUCUAACCAUAUGAAACUGAAACUAAUAGUUAUAAAACAUUUUGAAAUCCUUGCUUAAAAGAUACCAUAGAAGUGAAGAGUAAUAUUGCAUUAGUAGUAUGUUAGUAAAGUAGGUUCAAAGUGAUACAAUAAACUUUAUACACUUUGUAGUGUGUAAUAAGUUAAGAUAAAUCCCUUUCCUUCUGUCUUCAUUUAAUUUCAUUACCAAAUAUAAUAUUUAAGUUAAAGGGAACAUGGUAUAAUUUUCCACAUUGUUUACGAGGUUUUAAAAAUUGAGUUUCUGGUACCCAUAACACUAAUAAAAACAAUUAU
This is a messenger RNA of Mauremys mutica (yellowpond turtle), 3742 nucleotides long. Its product is annotated as protocadherin beta-16-like. The transcript has 3 exons. Lineage: Eukaryota; Metazoa; Chordata; Testudines; Geoemydidae. Gene Ontology annotation, cellular component: plasma membrane. The record is from RefSeq and is a predicted model, not a curated record. The coding region runs from base 179 to 2770 and encodes 863 amino acids. Gene Ontology annotation, biological process: homophilic cell-cell adhesion. Gene Ontology annotation, molecular function: calcium ion binding.